AUGGCUUAUCCACCGACCCCUCAGAAAAACCAAGCAAGUGAAACAAGCUGGUUGGUCAAGUUAACGCGUUUACCGGAGAGUGUCAAGGAGGAAGACAUCAUCCAGGCCAUUCCUAAGCUAGACAGGCCUCGCCGAGUUGAAAUGGGGGAAAUGAGUUAUGUCGCAGACAUGGAGAUUGAUUCGACCUUGAUCCAGUCCAUGCUUUAUGAAUUUGGGCCACUGGAGAAAUGGGAGGUUUCUGACACAACAAAAGGGGUGCGAGUCAAAGCCCAUGCGACUUUCCUGGAAGAAUCUCAAGCCCAACUUGCCGCAUCAAAUCUUAACGGAAAGCCGUUGCCAUUCUGCGACUCGGGCAAACUGUUUGUCGAGGCCGUCACCGCGGUGAGGUUCAAGGUGUCGACACGUGUAUACGAUGUCAUUCAGCAGCGAAUCAAUGCCCAUAAGAGUUCUUGGGAUCGUCAGUAUAUCAAUUUUUUUGCCUUUCCUUCACGUGGAUUCUAUCGUGUCCUUAAGCUGGAAGGUAGGGACCGCGAGUCAGUUGCGAAGGCAAAACAGGACCUCGAUCUCAUUCUUACCGGAGAGGUGAUGAAGCUAGAUGGAAAGGCUAUCUUAUACCCAGGAUCCAAGAUCAGUCGAGAAUCUUACCAAAGACUCAAGGUCAUUGAGAAGGAGUUGGGCGUCGUUAUCAUUCGUGACGUGCAGACUUCACAAUUUCGUGUCUUUGGUGCUGAAGCACGUCAGACCUUGGCAACAAAAGCUUUGGAUCGUCUCAUCAAAGAGAUGAUUUCCGCUCAUCGCGUUAUUCCACUCAGCCAGGAGCACGAAUUUCGAUGGGCCGUGGACGGAGGGUUCAAAGCACUUGAGUCACGUAUUGGAAGCGACAAGGCCUCGUUCGACAGGAAAUCGAGGUGCAUUAUAAUUCAGGGAUCUGAGAGUGACUUUGCCCGUGCCAAAUCUAUCGUAGCAUCGAAGCAGAAAAAGUUCUCAAUGAAACCUCGAGAGGGAGAGAAGGAUUGCCCGAUUUGUUUAUGUGAAGCCGAUGAACCGAUCCACACUUCCUGCAACCAUACCUACUGUGGUCUUUGCUUCAUCGACAUGUGUGAAGCACAAGCAUCAGCUCCAUCGCUGUUUUGCAUCACGUGCACUGGAAACUCAGGCCAGUGCGGCCAUAUCUUUGAGCUUGCGGAAAUCCGCAACUUUCUUCUAUCGGAGACAUUCGAGGACGUCCUUGAAGCAUCUUUUCGGUCUUUUGUUCAACGUCGUCCAGACCAACUCCGAUAUUGCCCUACUCCUGAUUGCUCUCAGGUCUACCGUGUUGCCCCCGAGACGAAGAAACAGCCGACAACUUUUACCUGCGACAAGUGCCUGGCCUCCAUUUGCGCGGCCUGCCACACCUCUCAUCCUGGAGUCACCUGUGCACAACAUCAAGGAGAUUCCUCUGGCGACAUCCAGGCCUUAAUUAAGGUAAAGAAGGAGUUAGGGAUUCAAGAUUGCCCGAGAUGCGAAAUCCCCAUAGAGAAGACUGACGGCUGCAAUCAUAUGACUUGCAAAGUAUGUAGUUGUCAUAUUUGCUGGGUAUGUCUAGCUACGUUCGAUGAAGCUUCAGUCUGCUAUGCGCACAUGAGGAGGCUACACGGAGGUAUCAGCACUUGA
This is a messenger RNA of Clonostachys byssicola, 1653 nucleotides long. NCBI's taxonomy places the organism in Eukaryota, Fungi, Ascomycota, Sordariomycetes, Hypocreales, Bionectriaceae. The record is from the annotation of a GenBank genome assembly.